AUGGCUACCACCAUUUCAUCAACUUGCUUCAUCUUUGUUCCUAUAAUUUUAUCAUCGUUGUUAUGUCCUAAAACAACAUUAUGUGCAACUGUCCUAGAAGACCUCAAAAACUUACACAAACCACCAGAUUUCAACACUACCAUUUUCAACAACUGUCUCAAAAACCCUUCUCUCAGAUACUGCACUUCCUCCCCCAUGGUUGACCUUGAUGAAAUAUUCAAACACACUAUUGUUGCUAGUCAUCUAUGCAAUGAAUCUAACAACCCCAAUUGUGUUGAAUCAUUUCCUAAAAUUGAUCUUCGUAACCGGCCAAACAUUGCAUCUCUUUACUUGUCUUUCACUUUCUUUUGGAAAUAUUGUCCUUUGAGUAUUCAAUCCAUUGAUUUCUCCAACAAUUCUAUAAAGGGUGGUUUUCCAAAUGAUGUUCUUUAUUGCACACAAAUUCAGUCUCUUGAUUUAGGUAUCAAUGAGUUUUCUGGUGAAAUUCCAAUUCAAAGUUUCUCUUCACUAACUAACCUCACUUUUCUUAACCUUUCUUAUAACUGUUUCUCAGAGAGUGAAAUUUCUGAUUCACAAUUCUUCAAAAAGUUUAAUGCUUCUAGUUUUCUUCAUUCUGGUGCUCUUGUUGAUCACAAAAAGUUUACUAUAAAAGCUAUCAUUUUAUUGGUUGGUUUUCCUAUUCUUGUCAUUUUGAUGGUAAUUUUCUUGGGAUGGCUUUGUUUUCAAAGACCUGAUUUUCUGCCAAGAAUACUUCAAAGUAGUAGAGGAUAUACAUUUACACCAGCAAUUCUUGAGGCUGCAACUUGUGGUUUUUCGAACAAAAAUUUGGUUGGUAAGAGUGAUAUUGUCCAUAUCUACAAAGGGGUGUUAAGAGAUGCAACUGAAGUGAAAAUUGAGAUGUAUUGGGAUGAUAUAUCAAGGGAUAGCUAUCAUAAAUUUGUUGAGGAAUGCAAGAUUCUGUCUGAGUUAAAUCACAAGAAUCUUGUUAAGGUUUUAGGAUGGUGUAAAGGUAGAAAAUUCAGGGCUAUUAUAACAGAAUGGACAGAAGAAGAAAAUGUUGAAAUGUGGCUAUCAGGGGCAAGUCCAUCAUGGAAUCAUAGAGUGAAAGUUUUGAUGGGAGUUGUUGAAUGCAUGCUAUAUCUUCAUGAGGAGUGGCCUGAAGUUGAUUACGAUCUCAAGACAAGUAGUGUUUUGUUAUCUGAUAAACUAGAACCAUUGAUUUCAAGGUUUCAAGUUGGAGAAAGAAACAACAGUAGAAGAAAGGUGUGUAAGUUUGGAGUAUUUCUGCUGGAGAUGAUACUAAACAAGAGCGUUCAAGAGGACUUUGAUGGAGAUGAUGCCGGUUUUAUUAGCUACAUGAGAACUCUUCGUCUUUCAGAAAUGCAACAAAUGGUUGAUGAGAGAAUAAAUGUUACUGAAACAACUUUGCAUCAAGUUAAACAGGCUUUAUCCCUAGGAUUAAUGUGCAUAGACCAAUCAAGCAAAGAGCAACCAAGCUUGGCACAAAUAUUUAAUAUUGUAUCAAAGGCAUACAAGUCUAACCUUGUUUUGCCAUCUGCAAAUCAUAAAACAUUUCAUGGAGAUAAAGUUAUGGGACACAAGCAUUUUCAGUUUAGAUAA
Molecule: messenger RNA, 1620 nt
Organism: Medicago truncatula (barrel medic)
Lineage: Eukaryota; Viridiplantae; Streptophyta; Magnoliopsida; Fabales; Fabaceae
Product: LRR receptor-like serine/threonine-protein kinase FLS2
Exons: 2
Coding region: 1-1620 (539 amino acids)
Biological process (GO): protein phosphorylation
Molecular function (GO): ATP binding; protein kinase activity
Source: RefSeq, a predicted model, not a curated record